AUGGAUGUUGGCACUCAAAUUAAGGUUUCUGCAUUUGCCAUUCUCAAAUUGGUCUUUAUUGCUUUUAUAGGUUUUGUUGGUGCGAGGUGGUGCGGAUUUAACUCAAUUGUACGUGCCGGAUGGUCCAAAAUGAUUUUUACCUUUUUUCUCCCUGCAACUGUAUUCUACCAAACUGCGACGGCAAUCAACGAACUCAGUGAAUUGAAGGAGUUAUGGAUAUGCCCAGUCGCUUGUGCAAUUCAUAUUGUGUUUCAAUUUCUUGGCUGCAUUUUAGUUGGUAAAAUUCUUCGAAUUCCAACACUUGAAAACCGGGUAUUUUCCUUCACUUUGGGCUUUGCUAAUAUUUUUUACAUUCCAAUGGCUAUUACUGAAUCGUUUAUAGGAGAGAGUGACAUUCUUGGUGAAGGUGCCAAAGAAAAAGCUUUUUCAUAUAUUUGUACAUAUCAACUGAGUUAUAUGGUAGGGUUCUUUAUAAUUGGAUAUAAUUACAUCAACCUCAAUGUCCGAGACUUGAAGAAAAAAGAAGAAGAAUUAAACAAUGAAAUAGGUGUUGAAAUGGAGAAUGAAGGAGUCAAUGAAAUACACCCAGAAAACAUUUCAUUUGAAGAAAAACGUGGAAGUCGGGAAAGUGUUGAACAAAUUGAAGAAAAUAACAAAAGUGAAUUAAAAGAGGACAUUCAUAUUGAUAUCGAAAAGAUUAAGGAUAUCACAAAAACAAUUGAUAAGAAGGAAGAAGUUCCAAAUCCACUUUUGGAGUACCAAGUCAAACCCAUUCACUACGAAGAGGAAGAUGAAGGUAUUGAUGAUGAUGAUAUAUUAGUCGAUGACGAAAUAUCUUCUGAUGAAUUGGAAGAAGAACAAGAAAACGAAACUACUACACAAAAUGUAAGUCAAAAUGGAUCAAUAAAAAUGGAUGAGGUUCGCGAUAAAACACCUUCUAUUCCUUCGCGCGAUAUUUCAGUUAAUUCCCCUGAAAUUAUAAAAUCAAAAGAAGAUGUGACAUCACAAGAGAAAGCAACAAAGACGAGAAAAAUAAAUUCCUUU
Messenger RNA from Entamoeba invadens IP1, 1044 nucleotides. RefSeq lists its product as hypothetical. Lineage: Eukaryota; Evosea; Mastigamoebida; Endamoebidae. The record is from RefSeq and is a predicted model, not a curated record. Gene Ontology annotation, cellular component: membrane. The transcript has a single exon. Gene Ontology annotation, biological process: endoplasmic reticulum to cytosol auxin transport. The annotation marks the transcript as partial.